AUGAUCCACAACCACCUGUUCUUCUUAAAAUGGUCUUCUGUUGUCUGGGUCGUUCUUCUGACUCGGUCAGUUCUUUGCCAGGUGAAGACUCACUCGCACGCUGAGGAUGAGCUCUUCAAGACGCUGUUCUCUGCUUACAACAAGUGGUCCAGGCCCGUGCCGAACAUCUCCGACGUGGUCAUUGUCAAGUUCGGACUGUCCAUAGCUCAGCUCAUCGAUGUGGAUGAGAAGAACCAAAUGAUGACAACUAACGUGUGGCUUAAACAAGAGUGGAACGACUACAAGCUUCGCUGGAGACCGUCUGACUUUGACAACGUGACGUCCAUCAGAGUUCCUUCAGAGCUCAUAUGGGUACCAGAUAUCGUACUUUAUAACAAUGCUGAUGGUGAAUUUGCCGUGACCCAUAUGACGAAAGCUCACUUGUUCUACACGGGCAAAGUCCGCUGGGUCCCGCCGGCCAUUUACAAGAGCUCCUGCAGCAUCGACGUCACCUUCUUCCCCUUCGAUCAGCAGAACUGCAAAAUGAAGUUCGGCUCCUGGACUUAUGACAAGGCCAAGAUUGACCUGGAGCGAAUUGAGAACACCGUGGAUCUCAACAACUACUGGGAGAGCGGAGAAUGGGCCAUCAUCAACGCUGUGGGGACAUACAACACUAAGAAAUACGACUGUUGCCACGAGAUCUACCCAGACAUCACCUACUUCUUCAUCAUCCGAAGGCUCCCUCUGUUUUACACAAUCAACCUCAUCAUCCCCUGCCUGUUAAUCUCCUGCCUCACUGUGUUGGUUUUCUAUUUGCCCUCAGACUGUGGAGAGAAGAUCACUCUUUGUAUCUCCGUGCUGUUGUCCCUCACCGUCUUCCUUCUGCUUAUCACGGAGAUCAUACCAUCCACGUCCCUCGUCAUCCCCCUCAUUGGCGAGUACCUCCUCUUCACCAUGAUUUUUGUCACUCUGUCCAUCGUCAUCACCGUGUUCGUGCUCAACGUGCACCACCGCUCCCCUAGCACUCAUAAGAUGCCCCGCUGGGUCCACUCCGUGUUCCUGGACCUGAUCCCGCGCUGGCUGUUCAUGCGCCGGCCUGCGCCUGACGGCCGGCGCCGCAGGCUGUUGCUCCUCCAGGAGGAGCGGCGGCUCUUACGGAUGGCCGGGUACAAACCGGCCAACUGCAUCAGCACCUCGUCCACCUGGCUGAGAGACGGGAACGUUCUGGAAAACCCAGAGAGAUGCUGCUACGAGGAUUUGGAGCUCGGCACUCUGGCAACAUACUUCUUCUUUCGCCCCCCAUCACCGAGACCCCCGGGUUCGACUCCUCCGUCGCAACAAACGCAAACGCAGAACCAACAGGAGGGAGCUGCAGCGUCGGUCAGACAGUCAGCUGGUGGCAGGGUUAACUCCACUCAGAAGCCAGCUACAGGUGACAGUUUGGAGUCGUUGCAGCUCUCACCGAACGUGAUGCGUGCUUUAGAAGGCGUGCACUACAUCGCAGACCACCUGAGAGCCGAGGAUGCUGACUUCAGUGUGAAGGAGGACUGGAAGUACGUCGCCAUGGUGAUCGACCGCAUCUUCCUUUGGAUGUUCAUCAUCGUGUGCCUGCUUGGGACCAUAGGCCUCUUUCUCCCUCCGUGGCUGGCUGGCAUGAUUUAAUUUCCGUGUGAAAGCAUUAAAGUAAAACAAGUAGCUGAACUUCAAAACUGGGACUGU
This is a messenger RNA of Nematolebias whitei (Rio pearlfish), 1698 nucleotides long. It is a transcript of the gene chrna2b, whose product is annotated as cholinergic receptor, nicotinic, alpha 2b (neuronal). The transcript has 6 exons. Gene Ontology annotation, cellular component: neuron projection; postsynaptic membrane; synapse. The record is from RefSeq and is a predicted model, not a curated record. Gene Ontology annotation, biological process: chemical synaptic transmission; signal transduction; nervous system process. Gene Ontology annotation, molecular function: transmembrane signaling receptor activity; acetylcholine-gated monoatomic cation-selective channel activity. NCBI's taxonomy places the organism in Eukaryota, Metazoa, Chordata, Actinopteri, Cyprinodontiformes, Rivulidae. The coding region runs from base 1 to 1641 and encodes 546 amino acids.